AUGUCCAUGUUGCCGUGCCGUGUGUUGUGUCUGUUGGCCAUUGUGCUUUGCUGUGUGGGUGUGGCUCAUGCUGCUGCUGCUUCGGGAGAAAACGUGGGACGAUUUGAUAAUACUGAAGUACAUGAGCAGGUGGAAAAGAUCAAGAAACUGAAGGCGGAGUGCGAGGAAGUCGGCGAAGCUGCUCGGAAUGCCGCGCAUGAAGCUCAACGAUUUGUUGAUACCACUAAGAAAAACCUCAAAACAAUUGCUGCUGUCCCAGAAGAGGUGGAGGAAACGAAGAUUAAAGGUGAUGAACUCUCUGAAAAGGCAAUGAAGGCUGCAGAGAAAGCAGAAGAAUUGGCCAAACGAACGAGAGAAAGUGCAACUCAAAUUGAAGACAUAGUCAGGUUACUUCAAGGAGAAGAAACGUUUGGUGCACGGGAAGCGAUGAUAGUGGCAUACAAAGCGGCAGAUGAUGCUUUCAAACAUGCCGAAGAUGCGACAAUUUGUGCUUAUGAUGUGAAGGAUGUCCUGCAGAAACUCGAAGCCGCAGUUGCUGCUGCCGUAGAGAAGGAGGAAGAAAAACAGGUGGAGCCGCAGACACAGCCACAGGAACAGACAAAUGAAACAUCUCUUCUACCCACGAAUGCUACAAUAACGAAUGGCACCAAACGAAAUGACGGCAGCAGCAGCCCUGCGUUACUGCGUGUUCCACUCCUGCUGCUGCUG
Molecule: messenger RNA, 708 nt
Organism: Trypanosoma theileri
Lineage: Eukaryota; Euglenozoa; Kinetoplastea; Trypanosomatida; Trypanosomatidae
Exons: 1
Source: RefSeq, a predicted model, not a curated record